UGGUGUUUGUUUUGUGUCAUUUAGAAUGAUUGUAAUUAAGAACGUGGGGUCUCAAACCCCGGUCAGGACUAAGAGACAGCGGGCGAACAGGAUCAAGUGGGGCUUCCUGUUGGGCCUGAUGGUGUUUAUCUAUGGUUCUCAUGCGCCGCUUAUCACUCUCACCAAAGUAGACGGUCAAGUCCCAUUCAACGCCGCCUCCUGCGUCCUCAUGAUUGAGCUGGCCAAGCUGCUCAUCUCCCUGCUGAGCCUCGUUUUCACAGGCUCCACAUCGAUACCGCGGUCUCCCCCACGUCUCAUUGCCCCUUACGCGAUCCCUGCUGUGCUGUACACCUUAAACAACAACCUGGUUGUCAUCAUGCAGGCCUACAUGGACCCAAGCUCAUUUCAAAUACUCUCUAAUCUGAAAAUAGCUUCGACCGCUCUGCUGUACUCCGCCUGUCUGGGGAAGAGGCUGCGGUCUAAGCAGUGGUUCGCCCUGGGGCUCCUCAUGGCUGCGGGGGGCUUCCACAGCUACAGCAGCCUGGAUCUACAAGGCCCUGAGACGAUUGAUGUCGAUGAAGGUCCCAGGCUACACAUCACUGCUUGGGGACUUUUCCUUGUGCUGGUUUACGCCGGUGUGUCUGGGCUGGCAGCAGUUUACACAGAGAGGGUGCUGAAGAGCCAAAGGUUGCCCCUCAGCGUACAGAACCUCUACCUCUAUAUGUUUGGAGUGGCAAUCAACGGGGUGUCCUCUCUCUCCUCCAUAGGAAGUGACCAAGAGUUUCUGGAGGGCUACUCGGGGGUGGUGUGGGCUAUCAUCGCAGGACAGGCAGCAAAUGGACUUCUGAUGUCUGUGGUGCUCAAACACGGUAGCGGCAUCACCAGACUGUUUGUCAUUUCCUGCUCCAUGCUGGUUAAUGCAGUGCUAUCCUGGGCCAUCUUAGGCUUACAGCUCACUGCUUUGUUUCCUCUACCUUGUACUCUGAUUGGCUUGGCAGCUUACCUUUAUUACGGAUAGCAGAGGGUUCAUUGGAGACCUGCGUGUUUGGCUUCAGAGGAGCUUCAACAAAGGCUGCCAAUUGUCCUUCACGUUUGAGAUUAUUUUACUGGUACUGUGCAAUUUAAAAGUAUCCAUUUCUCUCGAACACAUUUUAUCAAGUGAGUGGAAAAUGAUGUAAUGUUAUUAUACACAUAAAAUAUGAAAGGUAGGACUUUUGUUGGGGCAGCUGCAGCUCUUUUGGGGUUAUCAAGCAGUGCUACAUCUAGAAACACUUUUACUCUUCUCUAGUUGAAACUCACUCAGAUCAGAAGCAGAGCUUGCCACAAAUUAGGUCUGGACAUUGUUAUACAUAGGUUUGAGAUUUUAGUCCAGCUGGGAACCUCCUCUUCAGUCUCAGGUAUUGUAAAGCCUCUGACAGGCCUGGUAUGUUAUCUAAUUCCAUUUCAUUUUCACAAAAACUCUUAACCAUCAUCCCUGCUCCUACUAAAGCAUCACCAACAGUGUGGGUUACCAUGAGGAUCUUGUUUUAAAGCUGAUGUGCAAUCAUGGUGUUUGGCAAAUAAUCUUAUUUAACCAAAGCACCUUAAACAUGUUUGCUCUCUCUCCCAAGUGGCUUAUGUUAUACUUCGUAUAACUUUAUUUCAACAAUGACUCCUUCUGAAACUCUCUUGUAAAAUGGCCUGAUUUGCAAAGUGCAUGACAAAUCCUUUUAAUAGGUUGUUGCACCUGAGCUAUGGAUCCCUAUAGCUCCUCCAGAGUUACAAUGGGAUUCUAGACUGCUUUUCUGAUCAAAGUUCUGCUCCAUCAGACUUCCAAAACUUUAAUCUUCACACCGAGGUUGGUCCAUUGCUUAAAAUCCUAACAAAAUACAGACAUUGAAGCUGAUGUGUGAAAAAAUGUGGAGCAUCUUAAGGGAUAUAAGCACUUUUGCUGGGCAUUGUCUGGUUUGUGUUUUAUUUAGCCUUUAUGUUAUCUGCCUUCUAAAACUGAACUCCUUUAGUCCUUUACUUUAUUUACUGCAGAUGCAGACGUGUUAUCACUUAUACAUUUGAGAAGUGUCUCAAAGAACAAGCUGGCAAAAUGAAUCAAAUGUUGGGUUUUGUUUGCUACACAGUUACAUUGUUGCAGAGACAUGCUGCGAGGAUCCAUAAUCAUAAACCAAAUCAUCUUUAAAGCACAACAUCAGGGAUAAAAUGUUACAUGUUGCGUUUAUGACCAAUAAAGUUUCUGAAUCAUUUA
Xiphophorus couchianus (Monterrey platyfish) is the source of this 2218-nucleotide messenger RNA. RefSeq names its product probable UDP-sugar transporter protein SLC35A4. Gene Ontology annotation, biological process: pyrimidine nucleotide-sugar transmembrane transport. Gene Ontology annotation, cellular component: Golgi membrane. Gene Ontology annotation, molecular function: pyrimidine nucleotide-sugar transmembrane transporter activity. The transcript has a single exon. Bases 26 to 997 code for a protein of 323 amino acids. The record is from RefSeq and is a predicted model, not a curated record. NCBI's taxonomy places the organism in Eukaryota, Metazoa, Chordata, Actinopteri, Cyprinodontiformes, Poeciliidae.